Lactuca sativa (garden lettuce) is the source of this 1016-nucleotide messenger RNA. The record is from RefSeq and is a predicted model, not a curated record. NCBI's taxonomy places the organism in Eukaryota, Viridiplantae, Streptophyta, Magnoliopsida, Asterales, Asteraceae.
AAGGGAGAUACAAAUUUUCUGUUCACUCUUCAUCGGUAAUUGCAGAUCAACUGAGUUCUAGAGAGAGAAACAGAAUUCUAGAGAAAGAUGGUGGAAGAAAUAAUGAAAUCGGAGGAGCAGAAGUUGAUCGAUGUCAACAAGCACAGAGGUGUUCGAUCAGACGGAGAAGAAGAUGAACAACUGGAAGAGGGAGAGAUUGUCGGUGGCGACGCGGAUACCCUAUCGUCUUCCUCUUCUUCCAGGCCUGGUACGGCCAUAGCUCAGCAUCCGCUCGAGCAUUCUUGGACUUUCUGGUUCGAUACUCCCUCUGCUAAGUCCAAGCAAGUCGCUUGGGGUAGUUCCAUGCGCCCUAUCUACACUUUCUCCUCCGUUGAAGAGUUCUGGAGUCUUUACAACAACAUACAUCGACCAAGCAAGUUGGCUCAAGGAGCUGACUUCUAUUGUUUCAAGAAUAAAAUCGAGCCUAAGUGGGAAGACCCUGUUUGUGCUAAUGGUGGAAAGUGGACUAUGACCUUUACCAAAGCAAAAUCCGACACCUGUUGGCUGUAUACGUUGCUAGCAAUGAUUGGAGAACAGUUUGAUCAUGGAGAUGAUAUAUGUGGAGCAGUUGUAAAUGUUAGAGCAAGGCAAGAAAAAAUAGCUUUGUGGACCAAAAAUGCUGCGAAUGAGAGUGCUCAGCUAAGCAUUGGGAAACAAUGGAAGGAGUUUAUUGAUUACAAUGAUACCAUAGGCUUUAUAUUUCAUGAAGACGCGAAGACUCUUGAUAGAAGUGCUAAAAACAAAUACACAGUAUGAGGUGUGGUUAUGUUUGCUUAGUGCCUAAUAUGGAAUGAAUAUCUUUUGUAUUGAUGAAUCUUGACUAUUUUCAUUCCCGAUUUAUGCUACAAUUCUGCAAGGAGUUUAUUCUAUCCUACUGUUAGUUUUUUUUGGGUGUUAUGAUAUUAAAAGAAAAGAUUUGUAGUGAUGAGGAGUUUGAACAUUUGGGAAUUGAAAUGAGUAACAAAAACUUGUAGCAA